GCCGACAACAAAUGUUUUCAUUUAAUUUCAAGAACGCAAGCAGACAAGUCGUGAGGGUCGAAAAAUGCUGCCUGAAAUUAUUCAAGUUCUACAAUGCGAGGAUGGUCACGCAACUCUUGAAAGGAUUUACGCGUAUAUGAAGAACAUUCUACCUGCGUCCACCCCAUGGGAAGUCCGACAGAGUGUUCAAGACGGUUUGAAUGCAGGCACAAAUUGUGGCUUAGUUCUCAAAACCGAAAAAGGAUUCAAAUUAGGAGUGAACUUACACAAACCAGAAUCGGCCCAAUUUGUUUCAGCUCUGGAAACCCUCCAGCAGGAAAUACAAGAACGAAAGAGUCUUCCGGCGGGGGAACCCGACGAAGCCGUUGCCGGCAGUUCGCGAUUUGUGGAUCGUAAUUCUGGUUCCGGUAUGCGCCCUCCUGCUCAGCGGCAAACUAUUGCGACUAACCGCCGCCGGAACGAACCCAUCGUCGUUGCCACCGGCAGAUCCACCCCUGCGGAAUGUGGUCCGGGUUGGCGUAGACGUCCACUCGCGCAGAGGCAGGCUAUUGCCAUAUCACGCCGCAGGCAAGCGGAGCAGAGGGCACGUGAAAUAAUUCGCUCCCGGAGACAGGGAAGAUCUCCAGCUAGACGUGGGUCUCGUUCGCGUUCACGUUCCCGGUCGUCCCGUAGACGGUCCAGAUCGAGGGCUCGAUCUCGGUCCCGAUCGCGUUCACGGGGAUGAGUUUAAAUAAUUGGAUAUAUUUAUAUGAUAUUUUUUUAUAUUUAUUUUUGAUCAAUUUAUUAAUUCCAAAUCUAGUAGCUAUGUUUGAAAUAAAAAAAAAAUUGUUUCACAGUUUUUAUCAA
Toxorhynchites rutilus septentrionalis is the source of this 846-nucleotide messenger RNA. RefSeq names its product serine/arginine repetitive matrix protein 2-like. The record is from RefSeq and is a predicted model, not a curated record. The coding region runs from base 65 to 724 and encodes 219 amino acids. Lineage: Eukaryota; Metazoa; Arthropoda; Insecta; Diptera; Culicidae. The transcript has 2 exons.